CCCACUGAAAGUGAACGCGGGCCAGAGUUGACAUUUGAAAAACAACAUAAAGGAAAAAUUGUGAAGUGAUUGUACAGCGAACGCAAAUAUGAAUGUAUAUUUCGGAAGUGUUUCAGACAUAUAGCUGCUCGCUUUUUUUAGUGUCUUGGUCGCUUUAAAUUCACCAUGAAGAGAAGAGCAGAAGCACAAAAUGAACCUCAGAAGAAGAGGAAGUGUCUUAAGGAGGACUCCUCUGAUGAAGAUGAGGAGUCUUCUCAGAGAACCACCAGCCAGGACUCCAGUGAGUCUCCCAGUGAUGGUGAAGAUCAAAGACCCAGUUUCUCCAGACCUUCGGAUUCCCAGAAUGCAGAGAGCAGCGAUGCCGUUGAUCAGAGCUCUUCCAAAUUUUCAAUGUACAACAGUGUCUCGCAAAAACUCAUGGCUAAAAUGGGUUUCAGAGUAGGCGAGGGUUUGGGAAAGUAUGGUCAAGGGCGAAAAGAGAUCAUAGAGGCAUCGACUCAGCGAGGGAGGCGGGGUUUGGGUCUAACCCUAAAGGGCUUUCAGGGCGACCUCAACGUAGACUGGCAAGAUGAACCGGAGCCUAGUGCUAUAGAAGAGGUGACGUGGUUUCCAGAAUGUUCCACAGAGAUCCCAGACGCAGACGAGCUAAGGGACUGGAUGGCCGUAGGACCGAAAAAGCUAAAGAUUGAAGAUGAAACCGAAUUCUGCACUGAAAAUUUACUUCAUCUACUGCUACGCUGUAAGAGCGUGUUCGACAAUUUAGAGGGCGAGGAGAUGAGGCGAGCCAGAACGCGAUCAAACCCCUAUGAAACUAUACGAGGGGCUUUCUUUCUCAACAGAGCUGCUAUGAAGAUGGCAAACAUGGAUCAUGUUUUUGACUAUAUGUUUACCAACCCAAAGGACUCUAAAGGGAAGCCCCAGACACGUGAUAAAGAAGGAGAAUUGUUGUAUUUUGGAGAUGUGUGCGCGGGCCCGGGUGGAUUCUCGGAGUAUGUGUUGUGGCGGAGGGGCUGGCAUGCCAAAGGUUUUGGUAUGACCCUUAAAGGAGCCAAUGAUUUUAAACUGGAGGAUUUCUUUGCAGCUCCCAGUGAACUCUUUGAGCCAUACUAUGGUGAGGGUGGGAUCGAUGGCGAUGGUGACAUCACACGGCCAGAGAACAUCAGUGCGUUUCGUAACUUUGUCCUGGACAGCACUGAGGGGCGGGGCUUGCACUUCCUUAUGGCUGAUGGGGGUUUUUCUGUGGAGGGUCAGGAGAACAUUCAAGAGAUUCUGAGUAAACAACUUCUGCUAUGCCAAUUUCUCACGGCCAUGUCUUCUAUAAGAACAGGUGGACAUUUUGUGUGUAAAACGUUUGACUUGUUCACCCCUUUCAGCGUGGGAUUGAUUUAUCUGCUGUACCUUUGCUUCGAAAGGAUUUCGCUCUUCAAACCCAUCACCAGUCGACCUGCCAAUUCAGAAAGAUACGUUGUAUGCAAGGGUUUGAAGCCGGGGACAGAUGCAGUGCGAGAGUAUAUGUUUACCAUCAACCUGAAGCUGAAUCAUUUCAGACAUUCAGACAGAGAUGUCACUGAAGUGGUCCCUCUGGAGAUCAUUAAAGCAGACACCGAUUUCUUCCAGUACAUGAUCAACUCAAAUGAAAGCCAUUGUGUGGUACAGAUCAAAGCGUUGGCUAAGAUCCAUGCGUUCGUCAGAGAUACGAAUCUUUUUGAAACCAGGCAAGCAGAUAUCCGUAAGGAAUGUCUGAAACUAUGGGGGGUUCCUGAUAAAGCAAGGGUUGCCCCGUCACCAUCAGAUCCAAAAUCAAAGUUCUGUGAGCUUUUAGCGGGUUCAGAUAUGGACCGUUUUAAUAUCAGACCGACUGCACUGAACUCAGGAAAUCUGGAUAAACUGCAACACGUCAUGGAUUACAGGUGCAUUGUGGGAGGGGCAGAACAGCUGUUUCUUUUGGGACUUGGGAAAUCUCAGAUCUACAAGUGGGACGGUAAAACCUCAUCACGCUGGGAAAAGCUGGACAACUUCAAACUGGAGCUGCCCAGAGAGACGCUACUGAGCGUAGAGAUUGUCGAGGAGCUGAAAGGAGAGGGUAAAGCUCAGCGACGGCUUAAAGCAGUCCAUAUUCUGGAUGCUCUCGUUCUCAACGGUACUGACGUCAGAGAUCAGCACUUCAACCAGAGAAUCCAAUUGGCAGAGAAGUUUGUGAAAGCCGUGUCCAAACCCAGCAGACCUGACAUGAACCCGAUCAGAGUUAAGGAGGUCUAUAGGUUAGAGGAGAUGGAGAAGAUCUUUGUAAGGCUGGAAAUGAAGAUAACCAAGAGUUCAGGCGGGAUGCCAAGACUUUCAUACACGGGCAGAGACGACCGUCACUUUCUCCCCAGCGGCCUUUACAUCAUCAAAACUGUCAAUGACCCGUGGACAAUGGCAUUCAGUAAGAAUUCCAAAAGGAAGUUUUUCUUCAAUAAACUAACCAAAGAAUCCACUUACGAAUUACCGCCUGGUUCUGUAGCCCCAUUCCAUACAUGUCAUCACGACAGGCUGUUUUGGGCUUGGGAGAAAGGUGUCAGAGUUCACGACUCGCAGACACGAGACCCCGAAAAACUUUCUAAAGACGACCUGCUGUCCUUUAUCCACCAGCAUUAUCAACAAUGAAAACUGUACAUACUUCUCACCACCAGGGGGCACAGCUGAGAAGCUUCAAAACAUCCCUUAUACGCCUCGAGGCUCUCGCUGAAAAAUCACCCCAACACGGCGUCUUGGUGCCCAGUGAUGUGUAUCUGCCCGUGUCCGUUUAUCUUUACAGGAUAAACCUAGUUGACACGGUUUUUCCCUCGUCCACGUGCUUAAAAAACUAUUGCGGCGAAUCAAAGUGAUUCAUAAAAACCGAAGACAUUGUAAAUACUGAAUUAUUGCUUUACUAAUGACUCGGAUGUUUGUCUACAGGUUCCCAUUUAUCAAAACAAACCAGAAAGAUAGCCAGAUGAAACGGCAUGACUGUUUUGGAUUUGAUUUCUGUGCAUGUGUGUCGGACUGUUGCCUUGGGUCCUUCUGGUUUUGAUGUUUUUCUGUGUCUUAUAAUAUUACACUUCUGAUGAUUCAAGAAAAGCAUUUCGAUUUCAAAGCGUGCUCAUGGUAAAAUUAAACUCCUGAGGAAGUUUAUCCUUAAGUAAUGUUGGUCAGCUUCAUUAUUUGCUUUGAUUUGGAUUUUAUGCGAUUGUAUGAAAAGUUUUAAUUUAAAAAAAAUUAAAAGGCUUUUUUGGCA
Molecule: messenger RNA, 3256 nt
Organism: Misgurnus anguillicaudatus (oriental weatherfish)
Lineage: Eukaryota; Metazoa; Chordata; Actinopteri; Cypriniformes; Cobitidae
Gene: cmtr1
Product: cap methyltransferase 1
Biological process (GO): 7-methylguanosine mRNA capping; methylation
Cellular component (GO): cytoplasm; nucleus
Molecular function (GO): methyltransferase cap1 activity; nucleic acid binding; protein binding
Source: RefSeq, a predicted model, not a curated record